This is a messenger RNA of Meloidogyne enterolobii, 348 nucleotides long. NCBI's taxonomy places the organism in Eukaryota, Metazoa, Nematoda, Chromadorea, Rhabditida, Meloidogynidae. The record is from the annotation of a GenBank genome assembly.
AUGAAUUCCGCAAAAAAUUUAUUUUUGAGUGUUGGGGCCCUGUGCUCCUUUGUUAUUCUUGUUUUAUUAUUUGGAUUAAUUUUUUAUAAAUUAUUUGGAGGCAGUGGAGAGGGAGAUUUGUUGAAAUCAACGAAAAUACCCACAAUUUCACCGUCUUUUAAAGAGUCAUCUGCAACAAAUCGCCCAACCUCAACCAACAAAACAAGUGUUUUGUCCAAUUGGAGGGGAUUUAAGAGAUUAUGGAAGGCUAAUAAUGAGUUAGAAAGGGCUCAAUUAAUUGUACAAAAUGUUAAUAUGAAUCCGAAUUCGACGUGGAGUGCAAGAUUGAAUAAAUAUACUAUUGGGUAA